AUGGCCGACGGAGUAGCACCAACAGAGGCAAAAUGGAGGUACCUCCAAAACGUCCUCAACCGGCGGGGUCCCUUUACGGAUCCGGACUGGGAGCCUGGAAUGACGACGCUUGAAACUUUGGCAAACAUGAAGAUCCUCGGUGCUGGUGGACUGGGCUGUGAAAUCCUUAAGAAUCUCGCUCUUUCUGGAUUCAAAGAUAUCCAUGUUAUUGAUAUGGACACUAUCGACGUUUCCAAUCUGAACCGCCAAUUCCUCUUCCGGCACAGCGAUGUCGGACGCCCAAAGGCGGAAGUUGCAGCCCAGUUCGUUGAGAAGCGUGUAAAAGGCGUUAAAAUUACCCCGUACUGCGGCAAGAUUCAAGACAAAGAUGAAGAGUACUACAUGCAAUUUGGCAUGGUCGUCUGCGGCCUUGACAGCAUAGAAGCUCGUCGAUGGAUAAAUGCUAUGCUCGUUGGCAUGGUAGAUGAGGAUAGCCCAGAUUCCCUGAAGCCUUUGAUCGACGGAGGUACCGAAGGCUUCAAGGGACAGGCCAGAGUCGUCCUUCCUACCAUGACUUCCUGCAUUGAGUGUCAGCUCGACAUGCAUGCACCGAGGGCAGCAGUUCCCCUGUGCACUCUUGCCACUAUUCCCCGCCAACCGCAGCACUGCAUCGAGUGGGCGCACAUCAUUGCAUGGGAAGAAGAGCGCAAAGAUAUCACUCUUGACACCGAUGAUCCAGAGCACAUCACGUGGCUUUACAACAAAGCACUGUCUCGUGCUAAGGAGUUCAACAUCCCCGGAGUGACUUACUCUAUGACCCAGGGCGUUGUCAAAAACAUCAUUCCCGCCAUUGCUUCCACUAACGCCAUAGUGGCUGCUAGUUGCUGCAAUGAAGCAUUCAAGAUCGCCAGCAACACCAAUCCUCCCUUAGGUAUCCCGGAGACCAGCAAUUAUAUGAUGUAUACGGGUGAUGACAGCGUUUACACAUACACCUUUGAGCAUCAGAAGAAGGACGAUUGCCCCGUCUGCGGAAACCUGGCAAGAAAGUUGGAUGUCUCUCCAAAGUGUACGCUGGGAGAGUUCCUGGAAGGCAUGGCCGAGAGACCAGAAGCGCAGCUCAAAAAACCCUCAAUCCGUACGGAAGCGAAAUCGCUGUACUACCAGUUCCCUCCCAGUCUCGAGGAACAGACGAGAGCCAACCUGACGAAGAAGCUGGUCGAGCUUGUUGGAGAUGGCGAGGAGGUGGUGGUCUCCGAUCCGGCGUUCCAACAGCCAUUCAAGUUCAAGCUGGUCUUCAGGGACUAG
This is a messenger RNA of Aplosporella prunicola CBS 121167, 1284 nucleotides long. RefSeq lists its product as uncharacterized. The transcript is spliced from 6 exons. Gene Ontology annotation, cellular component: cytoplasm; nucleus. Lineage: Eukaryota; Fungi; Ascomycota; Dothideomycetes; Botryosphaeriales; Aplosporellaceae. The record is from RefSeq and is a predicted model, not a curated record. The coding region runs from base 1 to 1284 and encodes 427 amino acids. Gene Ontology annotation, biological process: protein neddylation. Gene Ontology annotation, molecular function: NEDD8 activating enzyme activity.